AUGGUGUUUGAGGUCUUGUUACAACAGAUAUGUUGCAAUAACUUUUGCUUUGUUUUCCCAGGUGCUCAGAUAAGCUGUUUUGCACCCAGCUCUUUCUCCUGGCGACAAGCUGCUUAUGUGGACUCCUACUGCUGGGCAGCUGUGCAGCAGAGGCAACCAUCCCACAACAACUUAGAAAACAUACCCCUGUGGCUGCAUAAAUUCUUCCCGUACAUCCUUUUACUUGUUGCUAUCCUGCUGUAUCUACCAUGUUUGUUCUGGCGCUUCACUGCAGCACCUCACCUUUCCUCAGACCUGAAAUUUAUUAUGGAGGAACUUGACAAAGCCUACAACAGGGCAAUCAAAGCUGCUAAUAGCAUUCGAAGUGGAGACCCCAGGGAUCCUGCUGACUUGAUUCCAGCUGCUAAUGAGAACUUGACACAGAGUUUGUGGGAAAUAUCUGAAAGCUACUUUAAAUACCCAAUUGUGGAGCAGUACCUGAAGACAAAAAAGAAUUCCAAGUGCUUAAUAAUUAAAUACAUUAUGUGCCGUUUGCUCACACUAGUAAUUACUUUUAUUGCAUGCCUCUAUCUGGGCUACUACAUUAGUCUCUCCUCUUUGAGUGAUGAGUUUCUCUGCACUAUCAAAACUGGGAUCCUAAAGAAUGACACAACUGUUCCAGAAGUAGUUCAGUGCAAGCUUAUUACUGUUGGUGUCUUCAAGGUACUCAGCUAUAUUAACCUGAUAGUCUAUCUGAUGGUGAUGCCACUGGUAGUGUAUGCAAUGUUUGUUCCAUGGAGGUGGAAUUCAGGUAUUCUCAAAGUGUAUGAAAUCUUGCCAACUUUCGACGUUCUGAAACUUAAGUCAAAGCAUUUUGAUGACUUAAGUCUUUACCUCCUCUUUCUUGAGGAAAAUGUGAGUGAACUUAAGUCAUUUAAAUGCCUUAAGGUGCUGGAGAACAUUGCAGUUUCUGAGAAGUUUGAUGUCAUGCAGCUUUUGGUAAACCUUGGUACUAUUAAGACUGAUACCAUAGAUGGGAAGCCAGGGAGCGCUGAGUUGGAGAAGCCUGAAGAAACAACUACAGAAGAGCUGGAAAAAGAUGCAACAGAGUUACAAGUUCUGACAGAGCGUGAUGCAAGUGGCAGUGUGAACACGAGAGAAGACAAGAGACUUCGCCAAAGACUUACAGACUCUUCCUGCUGAUGGUUCCCAGCUGCGGGAGCCAGGAGCCCGUUCUGCGGGAAGGCUCCUCCUCUGCCUCUGCUGCGCUCAGUGCAAGCUGCUGCUCUUUGAAUGCAACGUUCUCAAUCGCCUGAGAGCUCCCCAGAGGCCUAACUGGUUUACAGACUAUUUGUUAUAUAAUAAUCAGGACUCACGUGCCUGAAAAAGCAUGUUGUACACUUCCGCUAUUUAUUAAUAAAAAAUCAAACCACACUCAAGGAGGAGCAAGAACAAAACAGUUCUGUCAUG
Cyanistes caeruleus (blue tit) is the source of this 1449-nucleotide messenger RNA. NCBI's taxonomy places the organism in Eukaryota, Metazoa, Chordata, Aves, Passeriformes, Paridae. The record is from RefSeq and is a predicted model, not a curated record.